CUUGACAUUUGUUUGAUAUAGAGACGAGAGAGGGGAAGCCAAAUUCUAUUAAUUUUAAUUGGAAUUUUUUCUAAGAGAUUUCUAAUUUGCAUUUACUAAAGUUAUUUUCUUCACGGUUAUACAUACAUAGUAAUUCACAGAAAUGGCGGAUGGAGUACAAAUACUUAGACGCAAUCGUCCGGGAUCUAAGGCUAAGGAUUUUUGUCGAUGGCCUGAUCAACCUUUCGAAGAAAUGGACAACACUCUUGCUGUUCAACAAUUAAUUCAGCAAACAAUUCGUCGUGAUCCCUCAAAUUUAGAGGCUAUCUUAAAAAUGCCAGAAGCCCAAGAAGAAGGUGUUUGGAAAUAUGAACAUUUGAGACAGUUCUGUAUGGAGCUGAAUGGUUUGACCGUUAGACUGCAAAGUGAGUGUAAGCCAGAAACAUGCACUCAAAUGACUGCUACAGAACAGUGGAUUUUCCUUUGUGCUGCCCAUAAAACACCAAAAGAAUGUCCAGCAAUUGAUUAUACAAGGCACACACUAGAUGGUGCUGCUUGUCUCCUAAAUAGUAAUAAGUAUUUUCCAAGCAGAGUGAGUAUCAGAGAUUCAUCUGUCGGUAAAUUGGGAUCUGUAUGUAGAAGAGUAUACAGAAUAUUCUCUCACGCCUAUUUUCAUCACCGUGCAAUAUUUGAUGCUUUUGAGAAAGAAACACAUCUUUGUAAAAGAUUCACAUACUUUGUUACAAAGUACUCUAUAAUAUCAAAAGAAAUUUUAAUUCUACCAAAGCUUGAUGAUGAGACACCUAUAAAUCAGCCUGUUGGUGAAUCUGAAGCUUAAAAUCUCAUUAAUAAGUGUUUUUAGAAGUUUGAGUUUCUUAUAGAAACACUAUAAUUUACUUUUUGUAUGUAACAAAUACCAGUUCUAUAUUUAACACUUUGACAAUUCUAAAAAUAGUGACUGUUAUUUGAUUAGAAAUAAUGUAAAAUUAAAGUAUCAUGAAUUAAAUAUGCUUUCUUCAUAUGUAUGUGUGAUGACUAGUUUGUGAAGACUAUUGAUCUAUAUUGUAUUGUGUUAUACAACAAAUCAUAUUGUAAUGGUUUUGAAUAAUACAAAACCAUUUAUAGUAGAAAGCAUUAAUAUGUUAGAUUAUAAGUAGUCUUUAAAAGAUUUUCAA
Messenger RNA from Zerene cesonia (dogface butterfly), 1154 nucleotides. RefSeq names its product MOB kinase activator-like 4 (gene Mob4). NCBI's taxonomy places the organism in Eukaryota, Metazoa, Arthropoda, Insecta, Lepidoptera, Pieridae. The coding region runs from base 143 to 817 and encodes 224 amino acids. The transcript is spliced from 4 exons. Gene Ontology annotation, cellular component: cytoplasm. The record is from RefSeq and is a predicted model, not a curated record.